Annulohypoxylon truncatum is the source of this 810-nucleotide messenger RNA. RefSeq lists its product as uncharacterized. The transcript has 3 exons. Bases 1 to 810 code for a protein of 269 amino acids. The record is from RefSeq and is a predicted model, not a curated record. Lineage: Eukaryota; Fungi; Ascomycota; Sordariomycetes; Xylariales; Hypoxylaceae.
AUGCGUUUCCUAAGUACAAUUAUUACCUAUUUAUCCAUUCUAGCAAUAUCAACCGUUGCUCCCGCUUUUGUGUCCUCGGUCGGCAGCUCGAAUUCCGGUGUCAUUGGCAAGAGACCCCGUCGUGUUCGAUCUUCUGCAUCUAGUCCUCGCUAUUGGCAAAACAGUAGCGACACCCAAAUUUUCUGUCAUAAUGAAUCCCAAGCACCUAUCUUUACCGAGGGUGAUAAAGACCUCGGUGGACCCGGCGUCGUGAUAUACAAUUUCGAUCCCUAUGACCACGGUGGCGUAAAUGGGGCCAUGUACUUCGUCUACGAGAGUAACCACGACUUCAUCCCCUAUAAAUACCUGAUCAUCCCGCCCUGGUCGAGCGUGUUCUUGUCCGUAUGCCCAACUUUUCGUGGGCGAAUCGUGCGCGGCAGCCCCUCGAACCUCGACGGACGGAAGCAUUUGCUGGGCACAUGGGCGGAAGUAAAUUGGCACGCGAAUGAGACUUGGUCGGCAUGGGGCGACAUCUCAAUAUUGCAGGGCAACGACGGUGCCGCAACCAUCCAGUCCCUCGACGGACUCUUCAAGUUCAGGGGAUUCAUGCUCGAUAUCCUAUCUUACGCGCCGGCGAAUGCGUGGGCGCAGAAGGCGACGGGCUCGUGGUGCCUCGACAAGAUCAUCGGAGAGGAUGCGAAUAAUGCGACGAUGGAGUGGGAAAAGCAGUUUAUAGAUCCGUGGAACGUAUACUUACGUGAUGACAUCGAUCCUGUCAUCAAUUCGAAUAAUGGCAGAUUCCAAGUUACGUUCUACGAGGGUAUCUUCUAG